AUGGCACCCAGUCCCAAGGUCGCCGAGGCCAUUGCCCGCGCCGAGGGCAGCGCUGGCGAAAAGGCGCCCCUCUACGAGUCCCUCCUCGCCGACAUCAAGACGCUCUCGGCGCCCGCCACCGCCGUCGACGACCUCAACGCCGUCGCCGACUCCUUCUUCCGCCAGGCCCUCGGCGUCGUGUCCACGCGGGCCGUGCUCGCCGCCUUUGUCGCGACGCUCAAGACGCUGCAGAACCCGGACCUCUGCAUCGAGGUCGGCGCGCACACGCUCUCGCUGCUCGCCGCGCAGCCCUCGUCCUUUUCCGACGCCGCCGCCGACCUGGGCGAGCUCGUCGCCGCCGCCCACGAGAACAACGAGGACUUUCUCGACGCGGCCAAGGCGCUGGCCGAGAUUCCGCUGGAUAACUCCCAGCGCAAGGUCGGCGACGCGGACCGCGCCAAGAUCUGGAUCCGCAUCGUCCGCAACUACCUCGAGGUCGAGGACUCGCUCGCCGCGGAAAUGUAUCUCAACAAGCUCAAGAACAUUAUGCACACGAUCCAAGACCCGGAUCUCACGCUGCACUUUAAGCUGUCUCAGGCCCGCAUUCAAGAUGCGAAGCGCGACUUUCUCGGCGCCGCCGGACGCUACCACGAAAUUAGCUUCUCGCCGGCCAUUGCCGAGGAGGAGCGCCUGCACACGCUCAGCAUGGCCAUCAAGUGCGCCAUCCUGGCCCCGGCCGGGCCCAUGCGCAGCCGUUCGCUCGGCCGGCUCUACAAGGACGACCGCGCGCCGCAGCUCGCCGAGUUUGGCAUCCUGGAGAAGAUGUUCCUCGACCGCCUGCUCGCGCCCGCCGAGGUGAGCAAGUUUGCCGAGGGCCUGCAGCCGCACCAGCUGGCGACGACGUCGGACGGGUCCACGGUGCUGGCCAAGGCUGUCGUCGAGCACAACCUGCUCGGCGCGUCGCGCCUCUACGACAACAUCCGCUUCGAGGCGCUCGGCAGCCUGCUCGGGCUCGACGCCGACAAGGCCGAGCAGACGACGGCGCGCAUGAUUGAGCAGGGCCGCCUCGUCGGCCGCAUGGACCAGCUCCAGGGCGUCGUCUGGUUCGAGGGCGGCGAGGCCUCGGGCGAAAAGGGCAGCGGCCACGCCAGGGAGACGGUCGGCAAGCAGACGCGCAAGUGGGACGCCAACGUCGAGAGCCUCGCGCAGCAGGUGGAACAGGUGACCAACUCGCUGCAAAAGGAGUUUCCGGACUUUGUUGCCACUCACCUGGCAGUUUAA
Messenger RNA from Akanthomyces muscarius, 1260 nucleotides. RefSeq lists its product as uncharacterized. Lineage: Eukaryota; Fungi; Ascomycota; Sordariomycetes; Hypocreales; Cordycipitaceae. The transcript has 2 exons. Bases 1 to 1260 code for a protein of 419 amino acids. The record is from RefSeq and is a predicted model, not a curated record. Gene Ontology annotation, cellular component: cytosol; COP9 signalosome.